This is a messenger RNA of Mytilus trossulus (common blue mussel), 1837 nucleotides long. RefSeq lists its product as uncharacterized. Bases 361 to 1155 code for a protein of 264 amino acids. Lineage: Eukaryota; Metazoa; Mollusca; Bivalvia; Mytilida; Mytilidae. The transcript is spliced from 7 exons. Gene Ontology annotation, molecular function: zinc ion binding. The record is from RefSeq and is a predicted model, not a curated record.
AUUUGGACUGGAGACAUAUUGGAAUGCAGUGAAAAUUACCUGCCUGCUUGAUAUAUUCAACUCUGACACUCAUGAUAUUUAUAUAAUACUUCUUGGAUUUUCAAUAUUCUUAUAUUUAGGAUAUGGAUUAAUACCCGUUGUCAAAUUGUCAUAUGAGUAGUGCUCGGAUUUUAUAUACACGUACAGCACUGUGAUGCUUCCAGCUAUUACAUUGACCUAUGUACCAUAUACGAUCAUAUACAUGAUUUGUCCUUGACCUUACACAUUAAUAUUGGAAACCAAUACCACAAAGAGAGCAGUAAUUGGAUUGAUCAAAACACCUAUUAUAUAUAAACGUGUGUAAGGUAUUAUUAUUUCAAGAUGCAGUAUUCAAAUUAUAACACGGAAUAUGGUUCUGCUGUCCCUCCAUCAAAAGAUACUCCAGUGAAAGAACAACCACAAGCUCAGUAUGGGUUCAGUCAGCAGCCAGGACAACCGCAAGGUGUGGUGGUUAUACCUCCAACAUUACUCAUCACACCGGCACAUUUUCAACCUUACGAGACCAAAUGCCCUCAUUGCCAUGCGCAAAUAACGACGGAAACAUCUUUUAACAUGGGAUAUAUUGCUAAAAUGUGUGUUUUAACAUUGCUUUGCUCAUUUGUAUGGGUUGGAUUGUUUUGUGUUGCGUUCUGGCCAUGUUGCAGUAAUAGGUUCAAAGAUGUAGAACAUACGUGUCCACGUUGUCGUAAGGUAGUAGCUAAGUACGAAAGACACAGAAUUGCACCACAUUACCAAAGUCCAUGGUUUCGACCACGAGGUAUGGCCGGUUAUGGAGCAGCACACUUUCAGGCUGGUUAUAAUCAGCAAGUUCAACCAGCGGAAGCACCACCAGGAAUUCUGAUUGUACAGCCUAAACCUAUGGUGACAGCAGACCAUUUCAAACCUUAUGAGACCACAUGUCCCCAUUGUCAUGCCCAAAUAAGAACUGAAACGUCUUAUCAAGUCGGAGAUCAGGCGCUACUUUGGGUUUUCAUUUUUACGUGUAUAUUCGUAUGGUUUGGACUGGUUUGCUUUAUCUGUCUGCCGUGCUGCAUCAAGUAUUUCAAAGAUGUAACCCACACCUGCCCACGCUGUCAUCAAACGGUAGCGGUGUACAAACGACAUGAAAUGUUUUAAUGUUUUACGUCUAUUAUUAUUGAAAAUACACAAUGACAAAUUACUACUAUGUGUGCCUUUAUAAUGUGAAUUAUAUGAUAAAAAUUCUAUAUUUGUUUGUGUUUCCCUUUUAAAUAUUGUUUUAUACCUCUGACUAAAAAAAACCCAAACAAUACGGGUUGUUAUAUUGUUUAAAUAUGAUUUCACUUGAGUACAAUCAGACCUGUCUAUCAAAGGCAACAAAGGAAAAAGAGGCAGUACAUGUCUUUUGAAGACAGGUGCCUUAUAUAUAUAAGGAUGUUGUUGAUGGAACUGCUUACUUGUAUUUAGUUAUUGUGAAUGCUUAUAAAUAUGUACUACAUAUACGAUAUACUCUGCAAGGUAUUCAUACGAUUUUGUGUUUGUUUUAUUCAUUAUAUUGAAAUGGAAUGUAUAAAGAUAAAAAAAAAUGAAAAUUUAUCGCUUAUUGUUUUAUUAUUUUAUAGAUUUAUAUUUUUAUAUUGUAAUACAUGUAAAGAAGUGAACGCAUUUUUUCUAUCAAACCUCGCUCAGGCUCCUUGUUUUAUUUUUGGAUGUGAUAUGCAUUUUAGGUUAAUUAUAAAAAUAUGUUUGUAUUAUGGAGUUAAAUUAUACACAUAACUUAUGUUACUGUACAGUAAUAUUCAGUUGAAUAAAAAAUGAUUAGCGACCAUUGAUCAAUAUU